Molecule: messenger RNA, 3396 nt
Organism: Fulvia fulva
Lineage: Eukaryota; Fungi; Ascomycota; Dothideomycetes; Mycosphaerellales; Mycosphaerellaceae
Product: AMP deaminase
Exons: 1
Coding region: 1-3396 (1131 amino acids)
Biological process (GO): AMP metabolic process; IMP salvage
Cellular component (GO): cytosol
Molecular function (GO): AMP deaminase activity
Source: RefSeq, a predicted model, not a curated record
AUGAUGCAGCGAAGCGCCAUGCCUCCCUCCCUCUCGGCGCAUCAUAUAGUACAUGAUCCGGACACAGACGACGAAGACCUCGACGACGCUGCAAUCUCUUCAGACGGCGAAGACGGCGGCAGCGAAGCCGAUCCUCGAGAGCACGCCCAUGAGUCGACGGGUCUCGCGAGGCGGGCGUCCAAGGAGAUCGAGAGCCUUGGUCUCAGAGAUGUUGCCGCACUGUCAGGUGAAUCGGCUGUUGAAGAGGCGGAGCCACAGGGCAUGCUCGCAAGAGACAAGCAACGACGCACCACCACAUACAACUACCAGCUGGAGAAGCAAAUGUCGCAUGUAGAAGCCAAGCAGUUCUAUCAGCAGCAGCAGAGGCAGAACACCAUGUACGAUGAGCAGACUGCCACGCCCCUUACCGGCAGCCCCAUCAUUCGCUCCAAGACGUUUGGCUCGCACAUGGGAGAACCCUUCCAAAGAAGCGGCAGCACCCGCAGUAUGAACAGCUUCAAAGAGCCAGGCUUUGCCUCUGCGCUUCCCGUGGGCCUCAGUGACCCUCAGAAGGACCCGAACAGUUCUACUAUUCAAUCGCCGGGUAUUGGACGCUUCGAGGGUGCGAAUGGCAUUCAUUCUGCUGCAGUGAAAGACGAGGAUCCAGCCGUGGCCGACAAAGCUGCACGAGCCCAUGCGCUACACCCAGGCUUGCCGCAUGAGUCCAAGCCGAUGCUGGAGCAGGAAGGCAUGCAUGGUGCAGGAGCAGGCAUUGGUCAAGAUGCGCCGAACGACUCCAGUGUUACGACGGAGCUUAGCGCCAUCUAUUCUAACAUCCAGAAAGUCCUCGAUCUGAGACACAAGUACAUCCGUCUGUCCCUACAGGGCCCUCAUGACAACCCAAAGGAUGAUCCGGGAUGGAAUAUCUACCCUCCACCGCCCGAGCCGGUAUGGCACGAGAACAAGCAGCGGACGGACAAGCAUGGCGAGCCAAUUGACGAGGAUGUCAAAACGCCAGUUACUCCCAGGCGAAAACAACGUAAAAUGGGCCAGGAAAUUGGCGAGGACUUUGAUCUUGACGACUGCCUGCCGGUGCCAGAAGCUGGGGAAAUGUCUUUCAGGCUGGACGACAAGGGAGUAUACCAAGUAUACGAGUCUGCAGCCGCUGUUGAGCUUGGGGAGCCCAUCUUGCAUGUACCGGAUAUCAGGGAGUAUUACAUGGACCUCGACAGCAUACUCAGCAUAGGCUCCGAUGGGCCGAGCAAAUCGUUCGCUUAUCGUCGCCUGCAGUACCUGGAAGGGAAAUUCAACUUGUAUGUUCUUCUGAACGAGUAUCAGGAGAUUGCAGACACAAAGGCCGUGCCGCAUCGUGACUUCUACAACGUGCGAAAAGUCGAUACUCACGUUCACCAUUCUGCCUGCAUGAACCAGAAACAUUUACUGCGCUUUAUCAAAAGUAAGAUGAAGAAGUCACCCGACGAGGUCGUAUUGUUUAGAGAUGGAAAAUUUCUCACGCUUAAGGAGGUGUUCGAAAGUAUCAAUCUCACAGCAUACGACCUCAGCAUUGACACCCUGGAUAUGCACGCCCAUACAGACUCCUUCCAUCGAUUCGACAAGUUCAAUCUGAAGUACAAUCCUAUCGGUGAGAGCAGACUGAGGACAAUCUUCCUCAAGACAGACAACCACCUGCAAGGCCGAUACCUUGCAGAGCUCACCAAGGAAGUCAUAUCCGAUCUGGAGAGUAGCAAGUAUCAGAUGGUAGAGUGGCGUAUCAGUAUCUAUGGGCGGUCAAUGGACGAGUGGGACAAGCUCGCUGCUUGGGUGGUAGACAACAAGCUGUACUCGCCCAAUGUUCGCUGGCUGAUCCAAGUACCGCGACUGUACGACGUGUACAAAGGAUCGGGCCAGAUGGAGAGCUUUGAUCAGGUCAUUAAGAAUCUGUUCCAACCACUUUUCGAGGUCACGCAAGAUCCCAGCAAACAUCCUAAGCUGCACAUCUUUCUGCAGAGAGUUAUUGGCUUUGAUUCUGUCGACGACGAAAGCAAGACCGAGCGCCGGAUCUAUCGCAAGUUUCCACUGCCAAAGGACUGGAAUACGAAGCAAAAUCCGCCAUACACGUACUGGAUCUACUACUUGUUCGCCAACAUUGCAUCACUGAAUGUCUGGCGCAAACAGCGUGGUUUCAGCACUUUUGUCCUUCGCCCACACUGUGGUGAGGCUGGUGACACGGAUCACUUGGCUGCCGCUACGCUGUGCUGUCAUAGUAUUAGCCACGGCUUGCUGCUGCGUAAAACUCCAUUACUGCAGUACGUUUUCUACUUGGAACAGAUCGGUGUUGCGAUGAGCCCACUGAGCAACAACGCUCUUUUCCUGGCAUACGAACGAAACCCUUUCCUGCAGUACUUCCGACGUGGUCUCAAUGUCAGCUUAUCGACAGAUGAUCCGCUACAGUUCGCGUUCACCAAAGAACCACUCAUAGAAGAGUAUGCGGUCGCGGCGCAAAUUUACAAGCUAUCGGCAGUGGACAUGUGCGAGCUGGCGAAACAUUCAGUCAUACAGUCCGGCUUCGAGCAUGCCAUGAAGCAGCGAUGGCUUGGUAACAACUAUCAUUUGGCUGGUGUCGCUGGCAACGACAUGGCUAAGGUCAACGUACCCAAUAUCAGAGAAGCUUUUCGACAUGAGACCUGGCUGCAGGAACUUGCCAUGAUCGACCGCUACACCAAUGCGCCAAGUCAGUCGCGCCUCAGUACAACAGCGCUGGCUCCGGGUAGGCACUCCAAUAGUGCUGCAGCAGUACCCGCAAGCCCUACAGCGAGUAUGAAGACCAACCCUUCUGCUUCAAAUCCCAUGCAUGGUGUAGAUGGAUCGAACCAGCCGGGCGGUGCAAGAUACCAGGACCCCAACGCCGCAGCUACACCACAUUCCUACAGACCCAAUGCCCAGGCGGCCCGACUUUCCACGACAAUGUCCCAGCUAGACCUUGGCCAGCAAGACGGGGCUUCGGGCUACCAGUCUCGAGGUACCAACGUCCGCGACUAUGGCCAGCCUUCACGUUCGUCGACCCUUCUAUUUAACUCACCUGCAGUGGACGACCCACAAGGAACAUUUCCACCUCUCCCGCAAGCAGCAGGAGAAGGCACCAAUCCAGCUGCGGUCCUGCAGCCAGCCUUUGGAAGCACUCUUAUUCACGGCUCGGAGCCAAGAAUGUUUCCGGGCGUUGUCAGUCGGCGAAGAAAAUCGUCCAUCGUCAGCCGUCCGUUAAGUCAAAAUAUAGACGGGGAGAGUUCUGAGAAUGCGUUGGAAAAGAGCACUAGCACGCUGUCAAGAUCACAGGGCGAGGACGCUCUGAUGAUGGGCUUGGAGAGGAGGAACACGAUUGAAGAGACGGCAGCUGAGAGUGAAAACACUGACGACUGA